This is a messenger RNA of Cooperia oncophora, 903 nucleotides long. Lineage: Eukaryota; Metazoa; Nematoda; Chromadorea; Rhabditida; Trichostrongylidae. The record is from the annotation of a GenBank genome assembly.
AUGUUGGAAGCUCCAUUUCGACUCGUCGUAAAAACUGCAUUGAAGCUUCUUCUGGUCUUCAUUGAAUACAACGAUAACAACGCCUUACUCGUGUUGGCUGCAAUCUCAGCUGUCGAUCGAAACAAAGGGCAACAAGAUUGGAGUGGACUGAUGAAGGUGAUCUCUGAGAAGGAUUCACCUGAUCCAGAAACUCUUGUCUACGGAAUGACGGUGAUCAAUAAGACCCUGCGGGGUAUCCCGGACAGUGACACCUACUACGAUGCGGUGGAUACGUUGGAAAUGCUAGGAAUGGAAGAAGCCAUGAAGAGUAUGAUGAAGUUGUCGAACAACGAACUGCUCGAGCAGUGCAGGUUGUACGAACGUGAGCUGAGCAAGGAGGAUGAACGAGCUGAAAACAGUGACGAUGACGUCAAUGCACGCAUGAGAGGUGGUACUGUAAUGACGACAACGUCACGACGACGAUCCAGCACCUCAAAUGUCAGCCCUACCCAGAAGACGCACACCAACAAUCUGCCACGUCUCAAUGAAUCUUCUUCUCUUUCAAGCCCCCUUCAAUCCAAUCCGCCACCGUCUUUCCCUUCUCCAUCCAACUUCUCACCUCCUCCUGAAACUCAGCCCUAUCGCCCCACUAACGGCUGGUCCUACACUGCCAUCCCACCACGAACUCCCGCUACUAACGGAGUCCAUUUCGAGAACGAUGAGGUCAAAAGGACGAAUGGACUGCAAAAGGAACCGUCACGGGGGGUGGCUGAAAGGGAUACUGACCCAGCAAAACCUUCUCGAAUGCAGCCAGAUCCAGAAUCUGCGACGACAAUCAGCGCACCCAGCAUGGAAAGGUGUGUGCAUGGUGUUUCUAUUGAACUUGUAACUCAUUUUUGGUUUCUAAUAGCUCGUGUGAUGUAG